Molecule: messenger RNA, 1235 nt
Organism: Odocoileus virginianus texanus
Lineage: Eukaryota; Metazoa; Chordata; Mammalia; Artiodactyla; Cervidae
Product: olfactory receptor 9S13-like
Biological process (GO): G protein-coupled receptor signaling pathway
Cellular component (GO): membrane
Molecular function (GO): G protein-coupled receptor activity; olfactory receptor activity; odorant binding
Source: RefSeq, a predicted model, not a curated record
UGGUGGUCUCUUGGUCGGUGGGCAGUGAGAUGCUGCAAAGUCCUUGAUCUCCAAGGGAGGACGAUCAUGUGACAUUGAUCUGCUCCCUCUCCCUGUAUCCCGCCUGCUCUCUGCUCUCUGCCGCGUGUCAUGGUCAGGGCCAUGCCACCCCACAGAAAUGGAAACCUCUCAGAGAUGCCUCUGCAGGAGUUCGUGCUGGAUGGAUUUGAGGGAGGUCCGCAGACCCAGGCCCUGCUCUUUGCCCUGUUCCUGGCACUGUAUGUGGUGGACGUCCUGGGGAACCUCACCAUGAUCGUGCUCAUCACCCUGGAUGCCCGUCUGCACUCCCCAAUGUACUUCUUCCUCAAGAACCUCUCCUUCCUAGAUUUGUGCUACUCAUCUGUCAUCUACCCCAAGGCCCUGUUUGACUUAAUGUCAUCAACCAAGGUCAUCACCUUAGGGGGAUGUGCCACCCAGUUCUUCUUCUUCUCCCUGCUCAUCACCACUGAGGGAUUCCUCCUGGCAGUGAUGGCCUAUGACCGCUUUGUGGCCAUCUGCAGCCCCCUGCGCUACCCCAUCUCCAUGCGCCCCUCGGUCUGUGCCCGCCUGGUGCUGGGCUGCUACUGCGGGGGCUGCCUCAACUCCAUCCUGCAGACCAGCUUCACAUUCAGCCUCCCGUUCUGCAGCUCCAACCACAUCGACCACUUCCUCUGUGAUGUCCCUCCAUUGCUCAAACUCGCCUGUGCUGACACUACCAUCAAUGAGCUGGUCAUGUUUGGCAUCUGUGGCCUCAUCAUCGUGGGCACCACACUCGUGGUCCUCAUCUCCUACGGCUACAUCACAGGGACCAUCCUGAGGAUGCGCUCAGGAGGAGGGAGACACAAGCUCUUCUCCACCUGCGGCUCCCACAUGACAGCCGUGUCCCUCUUUUACGGGACCCUUUUUGUCAUGUAUGCCCAGCCGGGAGCUGUGGAGUCCAUGGAGCAGGGCAAGGUGGUCUCUGUCUUCUACACCCUGGUCAUCCCAAUGCUCAACCCCCUCAUCUACAGUCUGAGAAACAAGGAUGUGCAGGAUGCCCUGUGGAGACUGGGGCAGAAACACACAGCCACGUGAAGGAGGGUGACUGGAGAGGCUGGUUGUUCCGAGACGGGACAAGAGGGCUCUGGGAGAAGUACAGGCUUUGGUUUGAGGAAUUCAUUCCUCAUUCAUCUGAUUCGUUUUUUUCAUCCAAACUUUCAUUCAACCCUUCGUAGGAG